AUGGGAUAUACUGAAUACUGCGUCCUUAUCUCAAUGAAAUCCGAACGAAUGAAUUAUGUUGAAUUAAGCAUUUGGAUAUUGUUUUGCCUUGUUUCAAUAUGCUGGACAGCACCUUUCGAUCGAAAAGGAAAAUGUGAUCCAGAUUGUGAUUACAAUAUAACCCAACUUAUACAAACCAAAGGUUAUCCAUGCGAAGAACAUAAAGUCGUAACAGAAGAUGGUUAUAUUUUGGGCGUCUUUCGCAUCUCACAUGGUCGUAAUGGCUCAUCAGUAGGUCGACCAGUUCUUCUGCAACAUGGGCUUCUUGAUAGUGCAGUAACAUGGGUGAUGAACUUUCCCGAUCAAAGUCUCGCUUUCAUCUUAGCUGAUGCCGGCUAUGAUGUUUGGCUGGGAAAUAUGCGUGGAAAUUACUAUUCUCGUGCCCACGUCAAAUACAAUCCUGAUCAUGACGAAGAAUUCUGGGAUUUCAGCUGGGACGAUAUGGCACGUGAUGAUCUACCAUCAAUGAUUUAUUAUAUUUUAAACGCAACAAAACAUACACAAGUGGCUUAUGUUGGCCAUUCACAAGGAACAGCUAUUGCUUUUGCUGAAUUCGGUCGUAUGAAUAGUGCUCUACAAAAUAGUGUUAGCUUUUGGUCAGCAUUAGCACCAAUAGCACAACUCGGCCAUAUUAAAUCGCCUAUCAAAUACUUAUCACCACCCGCUAUAGCAGACAGUAUAGAACGUGUUUGGCAUUUAAUAUUUGGCCGAAAUGAAUUUUUACCUUCAUCAUCCAUGAUACAUUGGUUUGCAGAACAUGCUUGUGACGAGACGAUUAUCGAUAAAGAAGUCUGUGAAAAUAUUCUAUUCGUUCUAUGCGGACCAGAAACGAAUAAUAUGAACAUUUCCCGCAUUGCUGUUUACGGUGCUCACGAACCUGGUGGAACCUCUGUAAAAAAUAUGAUUCACUUUGCCCAAGGUAUACAGUCGAAUCUGUUCGAAGCAUAUGAUUAUGGUUCACCAGAAAAAAAUCAAUUGCAUUACAAUCAAACGACACCACCUCUAUAUUCAAUUCGUCCCAUAAAAAUUCCAACAGCUAUAUUUUGGUCCGGCGAAGAUUGGCUCGCUGAUCCUGUGGAUGUCGCUUACAUAUUUGAUAAUAUUCAAAGUUUGGUCUACGAGAAAUACAUUCCAGAUUACAAUCAUUUAGACUUCGUUUGGGGAAUGACUGCAAAUAAAGUCAUCUAUUCAGAUUUGAUCGCUCAAAUGAAAAAAUAUCAUCCGCCAACGUAA
Molecule: messenger RNA, 1272 nt
Organism: Adineta ricciae
Lineage: Eukaryota; Metazoa; Rotifera; Eurotatoria; Adinetida; Adinetidae
Source: the annotation of a GenBank genome assembly